AUGAGAUAAGAAGGAAUAACAAACCUAAGUUUCAAAUUUGCAGGGUUCUUCACCAAUAAUUUUCAAAAUCAUGACACGGUUUAUCAAACUUUUUCUUCAGAUAAUGUGAAACUCUUCAAGAAAAUUUGGACAAGUAACAUAAGGACAACUGUUGUUGUAAUGUCGUUUGACUCAGCUUCUCAAAUCACGAGAGAUCUUGUAUUGAGGCAGAGGAUGGCAUUAGUCAUGGAUGGAGAAUGUGAAAAUUCCCGGUACUAUUUAGAAGCGCUCAGUCAACAAGGUCUCUUCUACGAAAAUUACUUCUGGCUCAUUGAAACACAAGCAGUUGAUAAACUCGUUGUGUUGUUUCAAAAUUCAAGCCUAUUCGUCAACGCUGACAUUCUAGUGGCAGUAGGGAAGAGUAUGGAAAAGAUGGGACUAGACAUUUACGAAGUAUAUAACCCAUCCAAUCGUCACGGUGGAUCUCUGAAAAUAUCAAAAGUAGGCUCGUAUGAACCUGAAAGGGGUUUCAAUAUUUCCUGGAUUGGAGAAAAAUAUUGGCGUAGGAAAAAUAUGACUGGUUUAACUUUCAAAUCUGCCAUUGUGACACCCAAACCUGAAGAGGACUUGGAUGCUUAUUUGGCAAAUGAAAAAAACAGAGAAAUAAAUUCGAUGCAUAGAUUCCAAAGCGUUACAAUACGGCACUGCAAGGAUUUUUAUAAUUUUUCACUCAACAUGCAAAGAACUAACUCGUGGGGCUACAAACAAGCUAAUGGUAAAUUCGAUGGGUUAGUCAGCUUACUAGAAAAUAAUAUCAUAGAUUUUGGAAGUUCCCCAUUGCUGUUCAAAGAAGAUCGUCUACCCUUCGUAGAUUAUAGUUAUGGAAAUUGGAAACUGAGGUCUGCAUUCAUCUUCAAAAAACCGAAAAAAGUUGCUGAUUCAUAUACCAUAUUCUUAAGACCCUUAGAUAUCAAAGUGUGGAUACUCAUUCUGAUUUUCAUGGGUAUCAUCUUAAUCAAUCUGAGAAUAUCUUUUGGAAUGGGGUCUGUAUUAUUUUCACAUGACCCUAGAGUGGAAUCAAGUUGGAGCAUUUUGGUACUUUUCAUCAUUGGAGCUUUUUGUCAGCAAGGGGCUACUUGUUUUCCCCUUUCAUUCAGUUCAAGAAUUAUGUCUAUUUUCGUUUUCAUUUUCUGUAUUUUAAUCUAUCAGUUUUAUUCAGCAAGCAUAGUUUCUUAUAUAAUAUUGGAUCCACCAAGUUCCAUCACUAAUUUGCAAGAUCUUUUGGAUAGUAAUUUAGAGGCAGGCGUUGAAGAUAUUCUCAUUGACAGAAAUUACUUCGUGCAAACUAAAGACCCGGUAGCUAUUGAACUUUACAAUAAAAAAGUCAACAAAUUCAUUCAGGACAACAGCACUGGUUUUUACGAACCGUCUUCAGGCUUGUCUUUAGUAAGAGGAGGUGGCUUCGCCUUCCACGUAGAAACCAGUACAGCUUAUCCUAUCAUUCAAAAUACUUUCUCGAAUCAAGAUAUCUGUGACUUGGAAGAAAUUCAAAUGUAUCGCACCCAACCGAUGCACACCAAUUUACCUAAGCACUCACCAUUGAAAGAAAUGAUGAAUUAUUGUAUGUUGAGAUUGGUGGAAAGUGGAGUUAUGUUCCGACUGAGACGUUUCUGGGAUGCCAAGAAACCCGAAUGUAUAGAAACUGCUAAAAAAAUUGAAAUUCGAGUGUCAUUCAAGGAAUUUUCAUUCAGCAUCAUAAUUCUCACAAGUGGAGUCUUCAUUACCCUAAUAAUAUUACUGAUGGAAGUACUGAUGUCAAUACGAAAAACAAUUGGGAAAAAAAUUAGUCGAACAAAGCUAAUACAAAUCUUUAAAAAGUAUUUAAUUCGAAAUAAUAGCAAUUAUGUAAUGCAAUAUCUUGUGAUUGGUUUUGGCUUUAAAGAAGAGUGGGGGUUGAUCUUGUGAGAGAAGUCAUUCAAAUAUUGGGGGGGUUUACCUUAAAGUGCUUUGUUGCACCUGAAAAAUCAACAUUUCUCUAUCUGCAGUUGAAGUUAGUUAUUGACUCUUAGCUUCUUAAUAUUCAUAAAGCUUAAAUUUCGAUCUGCUUGUUUAGUGGCCGAUUGCAUUAAUACUGAUGUAUGGAGACUAAAGGUACCAUAGGAAAGAACGCUCCCCAGUCCCCAGUAGAAAAUAUGGAAAAUACUCCGAUAAAAAAAAUUAGAGCUCAGUAUUCUGAAUAUUCCUCACCGAAUUCUCAGAAUGAUGUUGGCGAUUGGAGAGAAGCGCUUAAUAAAUUCAAAAUCAAUAUUUCGAAUGUAUCAAGAGAAAAAUAUUCUCUCAAAUCUAGAUUGUAUGAUAACAAAAAACAGGUUUUACAGAAUUCUGGAGAAUCGCUGUUACAAAAACGAAGUGAAACUGAAAUACCAUCAACUAUAACUAUCAGGAAAAAAUAUAAAUCGCAUUUUGAAACAAUGAGAACGAGAAUUGAUGAAGAAAACGAAAAAUCAAAUCCUGAUAGAGCUAGAGUAAAUAUUUCAUAUAUAUCAAGAGAACAAGAUUCUGUCAAGUCUAGAUUGCAUGAUAACAACAAAGAACAGGUGUUACAAAAACGUGUUGAAACACUUGAAACUGAAAUACCAGUUUCGAAUACUAAAUUUAAACUACCACCAUCUGUAACUGUCAGGAAGAAAUAUAAAUUGCAUACUGAAACAAUGAGAAUGAAAAUUGAUAAAGAAAAUGUGAAGAAAGAAAUAAAAAAAUCCUAUCCUAUCAGAGCUAGAGUUAAUUCUAAACAAAAAUCUCAAAGAAAUUCGUUGAAGAAAUUCAAGGAUAAUCCUGAACGCACAAAUGAAAAAGAAGAAGAUGACCUACCGGAAGUAGGUACUUAUGAAGGUUUCAUAGCUAAAUUCUUAAAACCUAACAGAAUAUCCUUGAAACGUAAACAUAAUAGGGAUAUCAAAGAUGUAGGCAGUUAUUUAAGUUUCAAAGCUGGCAAUAAUGGAAAAAGAAAAUUCAAAUUACAUGGUUUUAAUUCUUCCUUGCUUAUAUCUGGUAAUUUGGUAUUAUUUGAAGAAUUAUUUUGAUGAUUCAUAUAGCGUUCCUGCCUACCUACCAAAUUAUAAGAAAAGUAUGAUAUAUUUAAACAUCAUUUGAAGGCUAUCUUUCAAGCCGAUUGUGAACUACUGGUGUGGAUCCAAUUAACAUUUCAUCAACCAUUCUUCCUGAUGGUGAGCCUACAUUAUAUUGUGUACAUUGGCCCUUAUAUGGAUAUGCAUAUUAUUUUUAGAUAAUGAUUCUGAAACCCACAUAAGCAUACCUACCCUUUUUGGGAUCUAGGUGGAUAAGAUAGGUGCGUUUAGCAAUAUUAAUACUUAUGACUUCUGAUGACAUCCAGUUUGGUUUUAAGAUUGUUGCAAGGUAUAUUUGUAUAUUAUAAACUGGGCUUUCUGAAAAAUAUAUUCAAGAUCUAUUAGAUAGUUGAAUAACUAUCUAUGUCUAUGUUGAGUAUGAAUAUUAACCCACCGCUAGGUUGUUCACUGAAUUCAAACUACGACUAGGAACUGUUUUAGUUAGACCGAAAACCACAAAGAAAAAAAUGUGAAUAAAUUAAAAACUUUUUAUUAUUUUAUUUAUUUUGAGAGCCUAUGUGUUCUGGUGAUUUUAUGUAUUAAAUAACGAUGUUUUAUAUUGUAUUAUAGAUGUUUUAAAAUGUUUUUGAGCAAAUAUCACAAAAUGAUAUUGAAACAAAAGGCUUUCAAGUGAAAUACACUCUGUGAUAGGAAUUUGCAUAUUUUUAGUGUGAUAGUGUAUAUUUACACUUUAUUCAAAGUAGGUGUAUAUAUGUUUAUAUAAGUAUGAAUAUAAUUAUAAUAAUCUGCA
Molecule: messenger RNA, 3858 nt
Organism: Harmonia axyridis
Lineage: Eukaryota; Metazoa; Arthropoda; Insecta; Coleoptera; Coccinellidae
Product: ionotropic receptor 75a-like
Exons: 10
Coding region: 160-1944 (594 amino acids)
Cellular component (GO): membrane
Molecular function (GO): ligand-gated monoatomic ion channel activity
Source: RefSeq, a predicted model, not a curated record